GUGACUUUAUCUUCUGGCUUUGUGGCCGAUAGGAGCACAAAGUACCAUAAUGGAGAUGGGAGACCUUUCCAAGCUCAAAAACAAGGGGCUUAAAAAUUAACACUAUGAUGGAAAUAAGCUGGAGCACCAUAAAAUUCUCUACUGAUCUCUCCCUCCAUUUGCAGACAGAUUUGAUGUUGUCUUAAAAGCCUUUUUCUGGAACUUCACGACAGCGGCAAACCAAAAUGACCCACCAUUCCCCGGUCGAUCCUGAUGUGAAGGAACAGUCUUCCUCCAAAAUAAUGUUUAAAAAGAAGGGAGGAUGGAAGGCAGGUCCCGAGGGCACGUCUCAGGAGAUUCCCAAGUAUAUAACUGCUUCUACUUUUGCUCAAGCCCGAGCUGCUGAAAUCAGUGCUAUGUUGAAAGCAGUGACCCAGAAGUCUUCUAAUUCGCUGGUUUUCCAGACCCUGCCCCGGCACAUGAGACGGAGAGCCAUGAGCCACAAUGUCAAACGCCUUCCCAGGCGGUUGCAGGAGAUUGCCCAAAAAGAGGCUGAGAAAGCAGUACAUCAGAAAAAAGAACAUUCAAAGAAUAAAUGCCAUAAAGCUCGAAGAUGUCACAAAAAACGGGUGCUAGAAUUUAACCGUAGACAAAAGAAGAACAUAUGGUUAGAAACUCACAUCUGGCACGCCAAGCGGUUUCACAUGGUCAAGAAGUGGGGCUACUGUCUCGGGGAGAGGCCGACGGUGAAGAGCCACAGAGCCUGCUACCGAGCCAUGACAAACUGUUGCCUCCUUCAGGAUUUAUCCUACUACUGUUGUUUGGAGUUGAAGGGCAAAGAGGAAGAAAUACUGAAGGCACUUUCUCCGAUGUGUAGCGUAGAUGCAGGACUGACUUUCGCGGCAGUUCACUGCCUGUCUGGGAAGCGCCAAGGUAGCGUCCUGCUUUAUCGGGCAAACAAAUACCCUCGAGAGAUGUUGGGGCCUGUCACAUUUAUUUGGAAGUGUGAGAGGACCCCCGGUCACACUUCUGAGAGCAGGCAGUUGUGGAUCUGGCUUCAUCCAACGCUUAAACAGGAUAUUUUAGAGGAACUCAAAGCAGCAUGCCAGUGUGUGGAACCCAUCAAAUCAGCCGUCUGCAUCCCCAGCCUCCUGCCGACAACAUCCGAAGAAAAAAGCCAAACUGUACUGCCUGAUGAAAAAAUUGGCAAGAAAAGAAAACGGAAAGAUGAUGGAGAAAAUGCUAAACCCGUUAAAAAAGUCAUUGGUGAUGGAACUAGAGAUCCAUGUCAACCAUCUUCUUGGAUCUCUCCAGCCACAGGCAUUAUAAUCAGUGACUUGACGAUGGAGAUGAACAGGCUCCGGUUGAUCGGUCCACUUUCCCACUCCAUCCUGACUGAGGCACUAAAAGCUGCUUCUGUCCAGACCGUAAGAGAAGGAGAGGACACAGAGAAGGCGCCUCACCACUGGUGGACUGAAACCUGUAAGAAUCCUGAUAGCGUUUCCCUUCAUCACAGACAAGAAGCCAUUUUUGAGUUGUUGGGAGGAAUAACAUCACCAGCAGAAAUUCCGGCCGGUACUAUUUUGGGACUGACAGUUGGGGAUCCUCGAAUAAAUUUGCCUCAAAAGAGGUCCAAAGUUUUGCCCAAUCCAGAAAAAUGCCAAGAUGAGAAAGUUAGACAGCUGCUUCUGGAGGGUGUACCUGUGGACUGUGCGCAUAGCUUUGUUUGGAACCAAGCUAUCUGUAAGAAUGUCACAGAGAAUAAAAUCUCGGAUCAGGAUUUAAACCGGAAGAGAAGUGAAUUGCUGGUGCCCGGGUCACAGCUUGUUCUAGGUCCCCAGGAAUCCAGGAUACCUAUCCUUCUGAUUCAGCAGCCAGGAAAGGUGACGGGUGAUGAGCGACGAGGCUGGGGAAGCGGCUGGGACGUCCUGCUCCCGAAGGGCUGGGGCAUGGCUUUCUGGAUUCCAUUUAUCUAUCGAGGCGCAAGAGUUGGUGGGUUAAAAGAAUCUGUGGUGCAUUCACAGUAUAAAAGGUCACCUGACAUUCCCAGUGAUUUCCCAGACUGCCCAGCUGGGGUUGUGUUUGCUGAAGAGCAAGCCAAGAAUCUCCUUGAAAAGUACAAAAGGCGCCCUCCUGCAAAACGGCCCAACUAUGUGAAGCUUGGCACCCUGGCACCUUUCCGCUAUCCCUGGGAGCAGUUAAGUCAGGAGUGGGAGUUAAGAGUCAGGGCCCAAGAGAAAUCCUCUGGAGCCUCCUCUCCAAGUGGCGAGGAGAGUGACUUGAGGAGAGACAAGUUGUCUUGCGCUCCCACACCUGAAAACACGGAUCCGCGGUCUGAUGAAGGGGGCUCAUCUCAGAGCAGUUCCAGCAAGCCCCGAGCAGGGGUGGCCACAGAGUGCCCGGCCCGGCUGGGGACUGAGUGGGUAGCGGGCCAGGAUGCCACCGGCAGUCUCCCCUGCGUUCUGCGGAGUAGGAAAUGGCUGAAGCAGCUGUCGACCUGGUGUGGGCCCAGCUCCAGGGACAGGUGGGCAGCCCGGCGGGCUCCUGGCAGCGGGCAGCCAGCACCAACCAGAGCGGCCUGCCUGUCCCUCCUGGACCACUUCCCCAGGGCCCUGGUGUGGGUCAGCCUGGCCCUGCUGAGGAAGGGCAGCCCCGAGCCGCACUCCAUGAUCUGUGUCCCAGCCGAGGAGGACAUCCUCCAGCUCCGUCGGGAUCGUCUAUACUGUGGGCCCCAGGAACCCAAGCACAGCGACCCCUUCAAGAGCGAGAUCCGGAAACAGAAAGAGAAGAAGAAAGUACAGAAGAGGCAGAACCAGGCGCGUGCUGAGCCUGAGGGUCUGGCUGGGGCGCACCCUGCAACCGGGCACCCAGCUCUGACCCUGGGCUUGUGGUCAGGCCCCCUCCCGGUGCUGACUUCUCACUGCUCCCGAGUUCUCCUCGGCUUUGUCACGCAGGGAGACUUUUCCAUGGCCGUCGGCGGCGGAGAAGGCCUGGGGUUUGUUAGCUUGACGGGCUUGCUGGAUAUGCUGUCCGGCCAGGCGGCAGCGGAGAGGGGCCUCGUGUUGCUGAGGGCACCCGCCUCCCCGCAGUAUCGGUUUGCGAGAGUGGCCGUGGAGGUGUGAGCGCUCGUGCACGUCCUGGCAACGGAGACCUACUAACUGUUUACCAAGUCCCCCCAUUGGAGAGUUGUGUUGUUGCCAUCUUCUGCUUUGAAAUAGCACAUGAAGUUCCUUGGAAACGAGAAUGAAGAUGAUGUAUGACGCAAAUGAUGGAAUACUGACACCAUUCCCGCAAUCCAUGGUAAUCUCAUGGAUUUCCUCCAUCUUUCCUCGUCCUUGCUGUAACACUUGAAAGUGAUUUGGCAUGGAUAGCCAAAAGCUUUUAUAUUUUGAUUUCUCGGUCUGUGUCAUUCUUGCUGAAAAUAGAUUCUGUAUGUUUUCUUGUUCCUUUUUUAUCAGGAACAAAGGGCUGUCAAGUGUAUUUGAAAAGCCUUGUAGACACGGGAUAAGCAACAAUGGUUGUUUAAUGGCUUGAUUGUUACAGGAAAGGGAAAGGCUCCCUUGGUCUCUGUGCAUGACAUAGGGUUCCCCCAUCUGGACCAUGUUCGAGUCCGUCCCCGAAUCAGCAUGCCUAACACUUGACACCAUGUGGAAGGAAACCAUGGAAAAUUGAUUGCUGCCUAUUUUCAGGCAGGCUCGGUGUAGGGCAGAGGUGUUGGGGCGGAAUCAGAAUGGGGCUCUGAUCUUUAGGACCCAUUGUCCUCUUUGCUGUUGACCAACAAGCACAUGAUCCUAGGAGUUACUUGGUUUUUCUGUGCUUUUGUUUCUGCAAAAAAUUUUUCCAAGCCAUAGAGGAUGGUUUCUCAAAAUAUGUUCUAUGAAAUGUGUUAUCUAAAAAAAAAAAAAGAAAGAAAAGAUUCUAACAUCAGAUUGAUUUGGGAAACUGGGUUAAACAAAGCUAAGCAUUUCUUUUUAAGGGAUUUCUAGAACCUUCCAUGUGAUAACAUGCAUUGUGCCUCUCCAGGAAGUGGAUAACAGCCUACAGUAUUUUCUAAAUCUUUCGAUUCCCGAACUCCUUUUGCAGGGAGAACUUUGUAGGACCAGUGUUUUCAGGGACACACUUUGGGGAACGUGGCUGUUCAGUGCAGUCUUUACCUCUGCAAGGCGAUGAUUAAAACGACAAGCCUCUUUCGGACACUCAUGCAGUCACGAUGUCCACCUGGCAUUUGAGCGGGUUCUCAUCCUGUCCCACACAGGAGUGCAGUCAUUGCUUUUUUCGCUUGCGGAGAAAUUAGGUGCUCAUUCACUUUUAGUUAACGCUGCGCGUCUCACACCCUCAGACCCUUGCCUUCCUACCACACAUUUCUAGCAGAGCCUGAAUGGGGUUUGUUUUUUUUUAUUUAAAUGUACAGUUAGGCGUUAUUUCGUGUAAAUGUAUUGGGCUUUUGCAGUCGCACUUGGUAGAAAUGUCUCCGGGGCAGACGGGGUGCGGAGAGAGAGAGCACGGAUUACAGGAGCUAAUGAAAUGUCUGAUGUGUUUCCUCUCACCGUGCCUCUGGGUGUAUUUGUGUCCAACCCAAAUGAGACAGGAAAAAAAAAAAAAAAAAAACCAGUCUAACUUAGCGGUGUCUGUAAACAGAAUAAAAUGUCACCUGAUGUUCAGUUGUGAAUGUUUAU
Messenger RNA from Leptonychotes weddellii (Weddell seal), 4655 nucleotides. RefSeq names its product POP1 ribonuclease P/MRP subunit (gene POP1). Lineage: Eukaryota; Metazoa; Chordata; Mammalia; Carnivora; Phocidae. Gene Ontology annotation, cellular component: nucleolar ribonuclease P complex; ribonuclease MRP complex. Gene Ontology annotation, biological process: tRNA 5'-leader removal. The record is from RefSeq and is a predicted model, not a curated record.